Molecule: messenger RNA, 1764 nt
Organism: Raphanus sativus (radish)
Lineage: Eukaryota; Viridiplantae; Streptophyta; Magnoliopsida; Brassicales; Brassicaceae
Product: probable protein phosphatase 2C 48
Exons: 3
Coding region: 402-1553 (383 amino acids)
Biological process (GO): protein dephosphorylation
Molecular function (GO): protein serine/threonine phosphatase activity; cation binding
Source: RefSeq, a predicted model, not a curated record
CGACGGCCGCAAGUAUCGCAACUUUCUCUCUCUAAAAACCCAAAUCCAACGUCUCCGUUUCUCUCUCUUCAAACGCUUCUUCUUCUUCUGCUUCUUCUUCUUCUUCUUCUUCUUCUUCAUCUCUCUCUCUAUAUUACCCCUUUUCUCAUCCUCUCUUCUUCACCUUCAUUGAUCUGAAAAUCGAAUGAUGGAUUAUCAUUCUAAGCCAAGUCUGUAAAAGAUUCAAAAAAAGAAAAAAGAACAUUUUUUCACGAGAUUAAUGUUGUUGACAUUUGCGAGUUCUGUAUCCUGGGUCUACGGAGUUGGAAACGAGAAGAAGAUCGCGUCUGAUAAUAUAGUUAUAACCACUGAUUUAAUGAACGAUUUGAUAGCUGGUUCUUUUGGUUAGAGACAUGUGAGUUAUGGUAUCCACGACAUUCAGGAGAAUUGUGACACCUUGUUGGAGACCUUUUGGUACUGGAGAAGGUUCGGUUCCAGAUGAAGAUGGUAACGGCCGUCUUGAUGGUCUCUUGUGGUACAAAGAUCACGGUAACCACCUCACCGGAGAGUUCUCUAUGGCGGUGGUUCAAGCGAACGCUCUUCUCGAAGACCAUAGCCAGUUAGAGUCUGGUCCUGUUAGUUUUCGCGAGUCUGGUCCCGAAGCGACUUUUGUCGGCGUUUAUGAUGGUCACGGAGGUCCUGAGGCAGCUCGGUUUGUGAACGAGAGGUUGUUUUGUAACAUGAGACGGUGCGCGUCUGAGCAGAGAGGAGGGGUCUCUCCUGAUGUGAUCACUAGAGCCUUUGUCGCGACGGAAAAGGAGUUUCUUGGUUUGGUUCAGGAGCAGUGGAAGACCAAACCGCAGAUUGCUUCUGUGGGAGCUUGUUGCUUGGUGGGUGUUGUUUGUAAUGGAUUGCUGUAUGUUGCAAACGCUGGAGACUCUCGUGUCGUCUUGGGGAGGCUUCAGAGUCCGUUUAGAGAGACGAAGGCUGUUCAGCUAUCCUCGGAGCAUAACGCUAGUAUCGAGUCCGUGAGAGAGGAGUUGCGUUUGUUGCAUCCUAAUGACCCGAACAUUGUGGUAUUGAAGCACAAAGUGUGGCGUGUGAAAGGGAUCAUACAGGUUUCGAGAUCCAUAGGUGACGCGUACUUGAAGAGAGCAGAGUUUAACCAAGAACCGUUGUUGCCUAAGUUUAGAGUUGCGGAACGUUUUGAGAAGCCUAUAAUGAGAGCUGAGCCGACGAUAACAGUUCAUAAGAUUCACCUUGAAGAUCAGUUUCUUAUAUUUGCUUCGGAUGGUUUAUGGGAGCAACUAAGUAACCAAGAAGCAGUUGACAUCGUUAACUCUUGUCCACGCAAUGGUGUGGCUAGGAGGUUAGUGAAAGCUGCAUUGCAAGUAGCAGCAAAGAAGAGAGAGAUGAGGUAUUCUGAUUUGGAGAAGAUAGAACGUGGUAUCAGGAGACACUUUCAUGAUGAUAUCACAGUGAUUGUUGUUUUUCUCCACACUGCAAAUUUGGGAGUUCGAACUCCGGUCUCUGUCAGAGGAGGUGGUGUUCUCUCAGGCAAUGCCAUUUUCUAGUCUUUUUUUUGUGGUUACUCAAUAAUAAACAAAAUAUAGUUCUUUUUCCCUUUUUCAAAUCAGAAAUUUGAUUUUGUUUGCUUCUUCUAUACAAUUUUUUUUAUAAUCUUCUUUUGGGUUGUCCGUUACUUUGUUUAAAUUAUUUUCUAAACUCAAAUUGUAAAUUUUAUUUCCUUUUUUACCAAAACUAUAUGGUGACUAUGUUUAGUUA